AUGGUGGAUUAUAACGCACUGCCGACCCCUCCGGCCUGUUACUCCGACUUUUGCCUGAUCCCGGUCGGUACGGGCAAUGUCUCUGUGGCCAAGGACGUGGCUGAAGUCCAGAAGCUGCUGCAAGCGUCUGGCCUCACGGUGACGAUGCACGCCAGCGGAACGACUGUGGAGGGCAGCUGGGACGACGUGAUGCGCGUCAUCGGCCAGGCCCACACGCUCGUACACCAGCGCGGCGUCCUGCGUGUGCAAUCGUCAAUGCGUGUCGGCACGCGGACCGACAAGAAACAAACAGCUGCCGACAAGGUCAAGAGAGUGCACGACAUCCUCGACAAGGAUCAAUAG
Grosmannia clavigera kw1407 is the source of this 342-nucleotide messenger RNA. RefSeq names its product cell wall biogenesis protein. The record is from RefSeq and is a predicted model, not a curated record. Gene Ontology annotation, cellular component: cytosol. Lineage: Eukaryota; Fungi; Ascomycota; Sordariomycetes; Ophiostomatales; Ophiostomataceae. Bases 1 to 342 code for a protein of 113 amino acids. The transcript is spliced from 4 exons.